GAUUUCGCAAAGUCUGAUGAUGACCGAUUAGAAGAAUUUACGACAAACAUGAAUGUUGUGUUGGGUUCAACAGAGCCAAAAGUAUUUAAAGGCAACUUCGAGAUGGUGUUUAUUCCUAUGUUGACAGGGCAACAUUACUAUCUGCUGUUUUUCAACUUGAAAACAAGAGAUAUCUUUAUUAUUGACAACGUAGAAGGUGUUGCGGGCUUAGAAAGAUACCACGGAAAUGUGGAGAAGAUGAUAAGUACAUUUUGUCGGUAUCUAAGACCGAUGCAUCCAAAAAUCACCUCGCAGCUAAGGAAUACAAAACUAGUUCGGCUGGUGUUGCCAUGGCAAACACUUUACAAUGGCAUCGACUGUGGUAUUUUCCUGAUGCGGCAUAUGGAAACUUACACUGGAACACACGUGGGACAUUGGAUGUGUGGUUUAUCGAAUGAGAGGGACAUUUCUAGAGAGAUGUUGCCUGAUCAAGCAAAGGAAAUCGAGGAUCUACGUAAGAAGUACCUCUCAAAAAUGCUCCUAAGCGAUGUGAACACGGAACGGGGCCAAGUGGAACGAGAAGUACAAGAAUACGCACUUUUGGACGAGGAUGAAAGGGUGAGAAUGGAAGACAAUGCAAUCGAUCGGAUUGCUGAAAGGUUGGGAGCUGCCGUGUAGGUGGACAGCAGAACAAGUUAAACUUUUUAUUAAUAGACAAAAACAUUUUGGGAAAUUUAGAUUAUAUGAUGUGUUAGCGUUUUGGAAAAGUUGUGAUUAUGGUAUAAUUUGACUAUGUA
Molecule: messenger RNA, 776 nt
Organism: Helianthus annuus (common sunflower)
Lineage: Eukaryota; Viridiplantae; Streptophyta; Magnoliopsida; Asterales; Asteraceae
Exons: 3
Coding region: 49-657 (202 amino acids)
Biological process (GO): proteolysis
Molecular function (GO): cysteine-type peptidase activity
Source: RefSeq, a predicted model, not a curated record